Messenger RNA from Alnus glutinosa, 1759 nucleotides. Its product is annotated as protein NRT1/ PTR FAMILY 8.1-like. Lineage: Eukaryota; Viridiplantae; Streptophyta; Magnoliopsida; Fagales; Betulaceae. The coding region runs from base 1 to 1713 and encodes 570 amino acids. Gene Ontology annotation, biological process: transmembrane transport; oligopeptide transport. Gene Ontology annotation, cellular component: membrane. The transcript is spliced from 4 exons. Gene Ontology annotation, molecular function: transmembrane transporter activity. The record is from RefSeq and is a predicted model, not a curated record.
AUGGAAGAAGAACAAGAACACAUCUACACCAAAGAUGGAACGACAGAUUUCCGUAACAAGCCUGCCAUCAAGAAAGAAACAGGAACCUGGAAAGCGUGCCCUUACAUUCUUGGAAACGAAUGUUGUGAAAGAUUAGCAUACUAUGGAAUCAACACAAAUCUUGUCAAUUAUCUCAAAUUUCAACUAGACCAAAGCAGUGUUGUUGCCAUCAACAAUGUUACGAAUUGGUCUGGGACGUGCUAUGUCACACCCUUGCUUGGAGCCUUUCUAGCCGAUGCCUAUUUGGGAAGAUAUUGGACAAUCGCUUGCUUCUCUGUUAUUUAUGUCUUUGGGAUGACAUUGUUGACGGUAUCAGCUUCUGUUUACGGGCUAAAGCCACCCUGUGAUGAAAACGUUUGCCAUCCCACAGGACUGCAAACCGCAGUGUUCUUCAUAGGACUCUACCUGAUAGCUCUCGGGACUGGUGGGAUUAAGCCAUGUGUCUCAUCCUUUGGCGCCGACCAGUUUGAUGAUUCCGAUGAAGCCGAGAAGAAAAAGAAGAGCUCUUUCUUCAACUGGUUUUAUUUCUCCAUUAACAUCGGGGCUCUCAUUGCCGCCUCUGUGCUUGUCUGGAUACAAACAAAUGUUGGCUGGGGCUGGGGCUUCGGCAUCCCAGCCGUGGCAAUGGCGAUGGCUGUUGUAACUUUCUUCUCCGGCACGCGGUUGUAUAGGAGCCAGAGGCCUGGUGGGAGUCCACUCACACGCAUAUGUCAAGUCCUCGUUGCUUCCUUCAGGAAAUUUCGAGCACAAGUGCCACGCGACAAGUCUCUUCUCUAUGAGACUGUGGAACAGGAAUCUGCCGUCAAAGGAAGCCGCAAGCUUGAUCAUACAGAACAAUUAUGUUUCUUUGACAAGGCCGCUGUGGAGACUCAAUCGGAUCGAAUCAAAGGCUCGGUGAAUGCUUGGAGACUGUGCCCAGUGACGCAGGUCGAAGAGCUCAAAUCCAUUAUCCGGUUGCUCCCCGUAUGGGCCACGGGCAUAAUCUUUUCCGCCGUGUACAGCCAAAUGGGCACCUUGUUUGUUCUCCAAGGCAACACAAUGGACCUUCAUAUGACCCCCUCAUUUGAAAUCCCCUCUGCUUCGCUCUCCCUCUUCGACACCAUCAGCGUCAUCUUCUGGGUGCCGGUUUACGACCGCGUAAUUGUUCCGUUCGCCAGAAAGUUCACCGGCCACAAGAACGGAUUCACCCAGCUCCAACGCAUAGCAAUCGGCCUCGCUAUUUCAAUCUUUGCUAUGCUAGCCGCCGGAACUUUAGAGCUUGUAAGACUCCGGGAGGUGAGGAAGCACCACUACUACGACCUCAAGCACAUGCCCAUGUCGAUAUUUUGGCAAGUCCCUCAGUAUUUCAUCAUCGGAUGCGCGGAAGUUUUCACGUUCAUAGGGCAGCUGGAGUUCUUUUACGAGCAGGCGCCUGAUGCCAUGAGGAGCUUGUGCUCGGCUCUGUCGCUCACGACAGCCGCACUGGGCAACUAUUUGAGCACGCUGCUCGUUAAUAUUGUCACGGAGUUCAGCACAAGGCAUGGCAGGCCUGGAUGGAUACCGGACAACUUGAAUUAUGGUAAUCUUGACUCUUUUUUCUGGCUUCUGGCUGCGUUGAGUGUGCUGAACUUGGGGCUCUAUCUUUUUGUGGCCAACUGGUACACUUAUAAGAGGCCAGUGGUAUCGGCCCACUGAUUAAUUAUUUAAUUUGCUAAUUAGUGAAUGGUUCUAAUUUAUAUUU